This is a messenger RNA of Gilbertella persicaria, 2277 nucleotides long. RefSeq lists its product as uncharacterized. The record is from RefSeq and is a predicted model, not a curated record. The transcript has 4 exons. The coding region runs from base 1 to 2277 and encodes 758 amino acids. NCBI's taxonomy places the organism in Eukaryota, Fungi, Mucoromycota, Mucoromycetes, Mucorales, Choanephoraceae. Gene Ontology annotation, molecular function: glutamine synthetase activity.
AUGUUGAAUCAAGCUCGUAUCGAUGUUAUCAAUGGAGCAUUAAACAGGUCUACGCGUACGGUUGAUUUUCCCAAAAGUGCCACUUCAGGUAAUCAAGCUGCCAUAUCAGAAGUUUUUGGCAAAAAUGUAUUUGGUAUCAAAGAAAUGUCAAGUAAACUUCCCAAGCCUGUGUUCAAACGUUUCUGUAACCAAUUGAAAGGUGGACACACGUUAGACAGAGCAACAGCAGAUGCCAUUGCCCACGCUGCCAAAGUAUGGGCGCUUGAGCACCAUGCAACUCAUUUCACACAUUGGUUUCAACCUUUGAAUGAUUCUACAGCGGAAAAGCAUGAUUCUUUCCUGUCACUUAAAAUGUCAUUUACCAAUGGACUUUCAGAGGCUACUCCAUUAGAGACUUUUUCUGGCUCUGAAUUGUUACAAUCCGAACCUGAUGCUUCUUCUUUUCCCUCUGGUGGUAUGAGAACUACUUUUGAAGCAAGAGGAUAUACAGUAUGGGAUACAAAAAGUCCUAUGUUUCUAAGAGACGGGCCCCAUCAUACCAUGGUGCUUUAUAUUCCUUCCGUAUUCAUCUCUUAUAACGGUGAAGCACUUGAUGAAAAAUCAGUUCUUUUGAGAUCUUCUUCUGUCAUUUCCAAAGUGUCUUUGGAAAUUCUUCAUCUCAUUGAACCUUUUACAGAAGAUGAACCACGUACAAAACAAAUCUUUACUACCUUGGGCACAGAACAAGAAUUCUUUUUGGUCGAUAGAAGUCUCUAUGCUCUUCGUCCUGAUCUCAAGACGUGUGGACGUACCCUUAUCGGUGGACUUCCCGCUCGUCAUCAACAACUUGAAGACCAUUAUUUUGGCAGAAUCCCAUCCCGCGUAUUGGCUGCCAUGAGUGAAGUUGAACUCGAACUGGCUAAACUUGGUGUUCCUAUCAAGACGCGACACAAUGAAGUCGCUCCUAGUCAAUUUGAAGCCGCACCUGUGUUUGAAGAAGCCUUGAUUGCUGUUGAUCAUAACUUGCUGACCAUGGAUGUCUUUCACAGUGUAGCUCACAAGUAUAAGCUUAAAUGCCUGUUCCACGAAAAGCCCUUCAAAGGUGUGAAUGGGUCAGGCAAGCACUGCAAUUGGAGCAUUGCUACAGACCGAGGCGAUAAUCUCUUGAAUCCCACGUCUACACCAGAGACAAAUUAUCGAUUCUUACUGUUUUUGGUGGCCAUAUUAAAAGGUGUGCUUGAUCAUGGUGAUCUUUUACGCGCAGGUGUUGCCUCUGCCUCCAACGACCAUCGACUUGGCGCUCAAGAAGCUCCUCCAGGCAUCAUCUCCGUCUUUCUAGGUUCAGAACUCAACGAAGUAUUGAAUGCGGUGGAAGAAGGCAGACAAGUCAACAAAGUCUUGGCUGGUACAGAAACAACGCGAAUCCGAAUUGAAGGCACAACGCUUGACCUUCAGGUAGCCACUUUGCCAAAACUAAAUCGUGACAUGACAGAUCGUAACCGUACUUCUCCAUUUGCAUUCACAGGCAACAAGUUUGAGUUCCGUGCUGUAGGUUCAAAACAAUCACCUUCGUUUCCUGUGACCUUGCUGAACUCAGCUGUAGCUUCUGCCUUGAUCGACAUUCGAGACGACCUCAAGAAACAAAUGGGCAAUAAAAAGGUUGCUUCGGAUGAAGAUUUGCUUGUGAUCAUUCGCAAAUACAUCACGUUGACCAAACAUGUGCGUUUCGAAGGCGAUAACUAUACUCAAGAAUGGAUUGAGGAAGCCAAGCGUCGUGGUCUUUCCAACAUCACCAAGAGUCCUGAAGCGUUUAAGCGUAUCAAGAGCGCCAGCAAUAUGAAUAUGCUGACUCGUCUUGGCGUUUUUACAGAGGCAGAAUUGAAUUCACGGUAUCAUAUCUUGUGUGAAAAGUAUGCUAAAGAGAUCAUCAUUGAAGGCCUCACGAUUGCAAAUAUGACUAUUCAACAGGUACUUCCUGCAGCCUAUAGCUAUCGUCAUGAACUUGCAUCAUCAAGUGCUCUUUUAAAGCAAAUUGAUGCGGCUUUUGGGCCUGAAAAAAAACUGUUGGAUCAAUUAGCUUCUCCUGUCGUUUCCCUUCAAGAAGCAACAGAAAAACUCGAGGCCAAGAUUGCCAAAGCACAACAUAUGAAAGAUCCUAUAGAAACAGCCAAUUAUGCCUGCGACACACUCUUGCCACACAUAGAACGGGUCCGUUCUUUAUCUGACCAACUAGAAAAAUUGGUAGCUGAUAAAUACUGGCCAUUGCCUAAAUAUGAUGAAUUGUUCUCAACACUUUAA